UGUGUAAAUAGAGUAGCUCGUUCAGAGGGAAGUUUCCGCCUCUUCUUCACUAUACGCAUCUGUCAUCAGAGCUGCUGCGGGACGGACGGAACACCUUCACGAUCACACUGAACAUGCCGGGACUGCUGCUCGGGGAUGUAUUUCCUGAUUUUGAGGCGGAGACCACCAAUGGCAAAAUUAAACUCCACGAAUUUCUCGGUAAUUCAUGGGGAAUCCUGUUCUCCCACCCCAGAGACUACACCCCAGUGUGCACCACAGAGCUGGGCCGUAUUGCAAGACUGAGCAGUGAGUUCAGUAAACGCAACAUUAAAAUAAUCGCCCUGUCCAUCGACAGCCUGGAGGAUCACCACGGCUGGACCAAGGACAUCCUGGCAUACAACUGUGAGGAGUCUGCCUGCUGCUCGCUGCCCUUUUCCAUUAUAGCGGACAGUAAACGUGAGCUGGCAGUCGCCCUGGGCAUGUUGGACCCAGAUGAGAAGGACAAAGAUGGCCUGCCGCUUACUGCCCGCUGUGUGUUUAUCAUUGGCCCCGACAAAAGGUUGAAACUGUCACUUCUCUACCCGGCCACCACCGGACGGAACUUUGAUGAGAUUUUGCGAGCGGUGGACUCACUCCAGAUCACAGCAGGGAAACGAGUGGCAACACCUGCAGACUGGAGGCCUGGAGACUGUGUUAUGGUCCCUCCCAACAUGUCUGAGGAGGAAGCUGCCUCUUUGUUCCCAGCUGGCGUCUACACCAAAGACCUGCCCUCUGGCAAGAAGUACCUGCGCUACACACCCCAUCAAUAAGCAUGGUUAGAGACAGCACUGAUAUUCAACACUCACUUAGUCACACUUAAUAAAACAGCUGGACCCGGAGUUACAGCUAAUUUUUGUCCCUAACAGGGGCAUCCCACUUGUGACAAAAUGAAUGGAAUACAAAUGAAUGCCUUAAGGAAUUUGUAGGACUUUUCUAAAUUAGAGAUUUUACAGUAUUUAUAACUCCCAAUAAUAAAAGCUAUACUAUGUUCGGCC
This is a messenger RNA of Etheostoma cragini (Arkansas darter), 1013 nucleotides long. Its product is annotated as peroxiredoxin-6-like. Gene Ontology annotation, molecular function: peroxiredoxin activity. The transcript has 5 exons. Gene Ontology annotation, biological process: cell redox homeostasis; cellular oxidant detoxification. Bases 114 to 788 code for a protein of 224 amino acids. Gene Ontology annotation, cellular component: cytosol; mitochondrion. The record is from RefSeq and is a predicted model, not a curated record. NCBI's taxonomy places the organism in Eukaryota, Metazoa, Chordata, Actinopteri, Perciformes, Percidae.